GACAUACACAUGUAUACAUACACACAUACAUACAUAUAUAUGUGUGUGUGUAUGGUAACUUCAGGACUCCCAUUUAUAGGGGAAAAAAACAUCAAAGGACACACGAAUAGUAAAAGUCGGAUCUCCCCAUACCUAAACGAGACUUCACCAACAUAGAGCGAGAGGGAGAGAAAGAGGGGUCAGGGGGAGAGAGUGUGUGGGUGUGAUGUUGACAAAUUCAUGAUCUCUCUGCCGGUGAUACAAUUGUAAUGGCAUUCGACCAAGAAAGCAACUACACUCCUCUCAGACGUCGCGCAUGACCAGCCCGAGUGCAGAUCGAAGUUUCGGUUUGGAUCCAUUUCGUGAGCUCGGAGGCGCAUUCGGCUUGCUCUCGUCGAGAGAGCUGCUUUGCUAGCUUUUGAUGUCUUAUGCAUUUUGACCUCGACCGAUGAUCAGCUCAAUCCGGGAUCCGGGCACAAAAUCUGCAAUCAGGUCCUCCGCUGUAAAUAUUAUAAGAAGCAACGAUAAUGUCGGCUCCAAGCACAUAUCCGGACCGCGACGAAUCCUAGGAAACUCAUCAUUGCAGUAUCUAUCGAUCGUUUGCUAAUUACAAUUCCACAGUCAGACAGAGCAUGGAUGGGUCAAUUAUUCUCCAACAGAUUCCUUUUCCAUGCCGUUAUUUGGCCAUUCAAAUUGAGUGAGGACGGAAACAUUCAAGCGCGGGUGGAAGAAGAUGCCUAGAUUGGGACUGUAAGCCCCAAGGCCUGUUGUUGUGAUCAACAAGGCAACAUCCUUUUCCAUUUCAGCAGGAGACAGGAGGGAGAUCAGAAAUAGAUAUAUAGAGCUUGACAUGGCAUGCAAUAGUGUGGCCAUUCUCUCCUCGCCAGCCGCCGCGAGGAAGGCCGAUAUCGGGAGAGAACCCAAUGGCCUUAUUCGCAGGUCGCAGUCUGCAAACGACCUUCGGAGCGGAGCAGUUCUUCGAAGGUCUUACUCCGAUAAUCACAUCUCUUGCUCGAUGAACCGGACGCGAGCCCCCUCGACCUGGCCGAAACUAAAAUACAGCCGGUCUGCUGGAGCCCUCCCUUACCCGAUCUCCGCUUCCAUCAUACCAAACUCGCUGCGUUCUUUCCUCUACGACCCGGAGACAAGCAAGGAUAUGAGCUUAGGGGAGGGCGACGAUGUGGAUGUCGUCGCAGAGGAGAACUGCCAGGAGACGAUGGAUGAGCCGGAGAAGGAGAUAAAGAGAGCGAAUUGGGUGGAGAGGCUGCUAGAGGUCAGAAGUCAUUGGAGCAAACGGCAGCAGAUGAAGGGCGGGGAUGGAAAUGCUGCCUUCGUCCUAGAUGAAGCUGGUGAUCAAUGCGGUGGGGCUAACGAUGGUGAUGAUGAGGGUGGUUGCGGAGUUGUUUAUAGCUCGGAUGAAGAAGAUGGUGAAGCAGAAUACGACCGUGAAUCUUUCUCCAAGUUCUUGGAUAAAGUACCUUUACCGGAUACUAAACAAUUCUCGCAGCUUGCUUUCUUGUCCAAUAUCGCCUACGUGAUACCAACGAUUCGGGCUGAGGACUUGAGGAGAAUCUUCGGGCUCAGAUUCGUGACAUCCUCCAUCGAGAAGAAAGCCGAGGCAGCCGCGAUUAAGGCAAAGUUUGAUCAGGAUUCGACUCGUGUACCAGCUCCAGCUGAAACAGCAAAUGAUUCCGGCUCUGAGAAGGCUGAUCAGAAACGCCGGAUCCAUCCCUCUGUUGCUUACGAUAUUGCUGCUUCUGCCGCGUCUUAUGUCCAAUCCCGAGCUAAGAACUUUUUAUCCCUCGGACACGAGAAGCAACUGGAAGGCGAUGAAUCAGAUCCCUGCAGAGUUGGCGACCAAACGGACGAGGAGGGAAGGAAAUCGCCAUGCAUGUAUAAGUCCGAAGUAGCAGCUAAAAUGGCGGCAUCGACAAUGACUGCAAUGGUUGCAGCAGGAGAGAAGGAAAAGCAAGAGGCAGCUCAGGACUUGCAGUCGUUGCACUCGUCUCCCUGCGAGUGGUUCAUUUGCGACGACUUGAGCACAUACACUCGAUAUUUUGUUAUUCAGGGAUCAGAUUCAUUGGCUUCAUGGCAGGCUAACCUUCUUUUCGAGCCGACCAGAUUUGAGGAAACGGAAGGGAUAGUUCACAGAGGGAUUUAUGAGGCCGCGAAAGGAAUAUACGACCAAUUCCUGCCAGAAAUAAUCAGCCACAUGGAUAAAUACGGCGUGCGUGCAAAGUUUCAGUUUGCUGGGCAUUCUCUAGGAGGAAGCCUUGCCCUUCUAGUCAAUUUGAUGCUACUCACCAGAAAAGUCGUGACGCCGUAUAAUCUUCGACCUGUUGUCACUUUCGGGUCGCCCUUCAUACUCUGUGGAGGUGAAAAGAUCCUCAAUCAGUUAGGAGUGGAUGAAAACAUCAUUCACUGUGUAAUCAUGCACCGAGAUAUUGUCCCUCGAGCCUUCUCCUGCAGUUACCCCGGGCAAGUUGCAGUCCUCCUCAAGCGUCUAAACGGGUCCUUCAGAUCGCACCCUUGCCUAAAUAGAAAUAAACUGUUAUACUCUCCAAUGGGCAAGCUAUUUAUUCUCCAACCAGACGAGAAGACCUCACCGCCGCACCCACUACUUCCGUCCGGGAGUGCCCUCUAUGCUCUGGACAAGGAAAAAUGCGGCUUCUCUCCGAAGGCUGUGAGAGCCUUCAUCAACCGCCCCCAUCCCUUAGAUACCCUGAGCGACCCUUCGGCGUAUGGAUCCGAAGGUGCUAUCCUCCGGGACCAUGACUCAAGCAACUACCUAAAGGCCCUCAACGGAGUCCUGAGAGAGCAGAGGAAACUGAAGAUGGUCAUGAAUAGAGCAGGAAGGCAGAGUAAUCAAUUAUGGCCCCUGCUUGCUUCACCUUCCCCGCAUUCUUGGAGCCACGAGAAAAAUUUCGACAUCGUGCAGUUCAAGACUACAGAAGUAACGACAGGCGUUUAAGAUCCUAAACGGGAUUAUGUAUAAUGAUCAGUCCCAUGUAUAUGAUAAGCAUUUCAGCAAUCUGUAUCGACCGUUCGGAUUGUAUCAAGUACAGCGAAAGGAUAAUGCAAUCUUUCGUGUGAA
Punica granatum (pomegranate) is the source of this 3073-nucleotide messenger RNA. The record is from RefSeq and is a predicted model, not a curated record. NCBI's taxonomy places the organism in Eukaryota, Viridiplantae, Streptophyta, Magnoliopsida, Myrtales, Lythraceae.